GUUUUCUGUCUGGCUGAGGAGGGAUCAUUUAGUUUUUGCGGACGUAUGUUGCACUUAGGGUUUAGGGAGAGAGCAAGGUUUCAGUUGAGGAGGUUCAGAAGUAUAAGGACUAGGGAGAGUAGAUAGGAGUGUAGCAUUUGGCAACGUAAAGAAGCGUGGCUUAGCUUUAAUGGAUUAGGGAGAGAUUGCUAUCUAGCAUUAUUAUAUGUUAUUGUUCUCUUUGCUAUUUUAUACACCUAGAACAACCUUUCCCUCGGGGUUAACAAACUUCUUCAACUCUGUUUUCCGUGUGGCUCCUGACUCUUACCUUUGUUUUAGGAGGCUUCCCUCUUCAGAGGAAACUGGGAGAAGCCAAUUUCCACUGCUUUUUCCUGUGUCUUUUUAACACUCAAACCCAGAACACUUAAUCCUCUGCAGCUCGUGCAGAAAUUCAGUCUGUGAUUUAAAAUGUGUGCACGGUAACACUGCUGACCAUGGGCAUGUCUGUUGUUUGUAUCUGUAAUGUGUAUGUCCAUUUCAGUGUUGUCUGUUUUAGUAUGCAGGUGAUAGACUAGAGAACAAGACCUCUGUCUCCGUAGCAUCCUGGAGCAGUCUGAAUGCCAGAAUGGAUAACCGUUUUGCUACAGCAUUUGUAAUUGCUUGUGUGCUUAGCCUCAUUUCCACCAUCUACAUGGCAGCCUCCAUUGGCACAGACUUCUGGUAUGAAUAUCGAAGUCCAGUUCAAGAAAAUUCCAGUGAUUUGAAUAAAAGCAUCUGGGAUGAAUUCAUUAGUGAUGAGGCAGAUGAAAAGACUUACAAUGAUGCACUUUUUCGAUACAAUGGCACAAUGGGAUUGUGGAGACGGUGUAUCACCAUACCCAAAAACAUGCAUUGGUAUAGCCCACCAGAAAGAACAGAGUCAUUUGAUGUGGUCACAAAAUGUGUGAGUUUCACACUAACUGAGCAGUUCAUGGAGAAAUUUGUUGAUCCCGGAAACCACAAUAGCGGGAUUGAUCUACUUAGGACCUAUCUUUGGCGUUGCCAGUUCCUUUUACCUUUUGUGAGUUUAGGUUUGAUGUGCUUUGGGGCUUUGAUUGGACUUUGUGCUUGCAUUUGCCGAAGCUUAUAUCCCACCAUUGCCACGGGCAUUCUCCAUCUCCUUGCAGGUCUGUGUACACUGGGCUCAGUAAGUUGUUAUGUUGCUGGAAUUGAACUACUCCACCAGAAACUAGAGCUCCCUGACAAUGUAUCCGGUGAAUUUGGAUGGUCCUUCUGCCUGGCUUGUGUCUCAGCUCCCUUACAGUUCAUGGCUUCUGCUCUCUUCAUCUGGGCUGCCCACACCAACCGGAAAGAGUACACCUUAAUGAAGGCAUAUCGUGUGGCAUGAGCAAGAAACUGCCUGCUUUACAAUUGCCAUUUUUAUUUUUUUAAAAUAAUACUGAUAUUUUCCCCACCUCUCAAUUGUUUUUAAUUUUUAUUUGUGGAUAUACCAUUUUAUUAUGAAAAUCUAUUUUAUUUAUACACAUUCACCACUAAAUACACACUUAAUACCACUAAAAUUUAUGUGGUUUACUUUAAGUGAUGCCAUCUUUCAAAUAAACUAAUCUAGGCGUAGACAGAAAGAACUGGAUAAAGACUUGACACAGAUUUAUGAAAGAAAAUUGGCAGUAGGAAUGUGACCCGAAACAAGUUGUGCUAAUGUCUGUUAGACUUUUCCGUAAAACUAAAGCAACUGUAUUUGUUCAACUAAAAACUCUAUAUUAGUUUCUUGGGGAAACCUCUCAUCUUUGUCAAAACUUUAUGUUCACUUUGCUGUUGUAGAUAGCCAGUCAGCCAGCAGUACUAGUGCUAUUUUCAAAGAUUUAAGCUCUGUAAAAUUGGGAAAUUAUCUAAGAUCAUUUUCCCUAAGUGUUGACACAUAGCUUCAUCCGAGGUGAGAUAUGGCAGCUGUUUGUAUCUGCACUGUGUCUGUCUACCAAAAGUGAAAAAUACAGUGUUUACUUGAAAUUUUAACUUUGUAACUGCAAGAAUUCCAAUUCAGCUGGGCGAGGAUUAAUAUUACUAUUAUUAUUUUUAACUCUCCAUAGGAUUUUCAGUACUACCAAAUUGUUUUGGAUUUUUUUAUUUCCUCUUCACAUACCAGGGUUAUUAAAAGUGUGCUUUCUUUUUAACAUUAUAUUACAGUUACAAAGUAAAAUUCCCCAACUGCUAUUUAUUUGUUCCAGCCCAGUACCAUAAAGAACGUUUCACCAUAAUGACCCCUCCAGAGCUGGGAAACCUACCACAAGAUCUAAAGUUUUGGUUGUCGAUUAACCUCCAACUAUGGUCUUUAUUUCUUGUGGUAAUAUGAUGUGCCUUUCCUUGCCUAAAUCCCUUCCUGGUGUGUAUCAACAUUAUUUAAAUGUCUUCUAAUUCAGUCACUUUUUUUUAUGUCUGUAAACAUUGAACUUUUAAAAAAUCUUAUUUAUUUAUUCCACUACUGUAGCAAUUGACAGAUUAAAAAAGUAACUUCAUAAUUUCUUACCAUAACCUCAAUGUCUUUUUUAAAAAAUAAAAUUGAAAAUGAAAAGAGACUCAAA
This is a messenger RNA of Rhinopithecus roxellana (golden snub-nosed monkey), 2558 nucleotides long. RefSeq names its product claudin domain containing 1 (gene CLDND1). The transcript is spliced from 5 exons. Gene Ontology annotation, cellular component: membrane. Lineage: Eukaryota; Metazoa; Chordata; Mammalia; Primates; Cercopithecidae. Bases 605 to 1366 code for a protein of 253 amino acids. The record is from RefSeq and is a predicted model, not a curated record.